AUGAACAAUGAAAUUAAUAUUCCUUAUUUUGGUGAAAUAAUAUUAAAAAAAAAUAAUAAAAGUAAAAAGAAUAAGAGUGAAACAUUGAAUAUAAAUAUUUAUUCAACCAAAAAACCAUAUUUAAAAAAAAAAUUGACUAAAAAUUUUCCUGAGACAAAAUUAGAUCCUUUUACAUAUAAUAAUGUUAAUGUUUUAUCAACUACUUUAGUAUAUGAUAACAAUGUUUAUAAUACAUCUUCAGAUAAACAAAAGCCGGUAAAAUCUUAUAAUAUAGCAGCAAUAAUUUUUGUGAAUGCUGUUAUAAUUGUAUCUAUAAUAUUUAUUAUUGUUAUAUUUUAUGUUUGUAAAAAGAAUAAAGUAACAAAAGAAAAAAUUUACAAAAAGAUAAAAAAAAGUGAAUGCUUAAAUGGAAAUAUUGGUAAGAAAAUAGAAAACAUAAAAAUUGAUGUAGAAAACUAUCACAAUCAAAAAUAUUUAUUAAAUAAGAUAACUAAUAAAAAUAAGUUUAAAAAUACUUUAGAAGAAAUACCUCAAAAUAAUUAUUCAAAAUUAGUUGAAACUAACAUGUCACAAAAACCAAAUUCUCAAUCUAUAUCAUUUAAAAGUAAUGAUACGUUUAAUAUUUUGGAAUCAACAACUUCAAAAAAAAAUAUUGAAAAGAAUCUUUAUAGAGUUAAAUGUAAUAAGAGUUGUGUUCAACAAUCAAAACCAGUUAUUUAUGCUAAUGUUGGUAAUAUUACUUGGAGAAAAAAUGAAAAAGAUUUGUCCUUGUUUAGUUUCCAAAUAUCAUCAAGCAGUGAACAAUUAGAAUAA
Strongyloides ratti is the source of this 813-nucleotide messenger RNA. RefSeq lists its product as hypothetical. The transcript has 3 exons. The coding region runs from base 1 to 813 and encodes 270 amino acids. Lineage: Eukaryota; Metazoa; Nematoda; Chromadorea; Rhabditida; Strongyloididae. The record is from RefSeq and is a predicted model, not a curated record.